UUAUCAGCUCGUAAGAAACUCAUUCACAACUAGUUUAUUACAUUCAAAUUUGUACAUGUUUUGAACGUUUUUCUACUGUAUUUAUAUGACCCCGAAUAAGGAUAUGUUUGCAUACAUUGAUAAUGAUGGAGAUAUAGGUAUUUCAUGCUGUAUUCAUCUUCGGUAUGUAACGUAAGUGCAUGGAGUAUAGAAACGACCUAUUUGUGCAUCUAGACCUUCAAAUAAGAGGUGCAUCUUCAAUAUGUCGGUUCCGAAAGACAGUGGAUGGUCAUGGAUUAUUCUUAUAGGAGCUACUAUGCAAUUAAUGUUGACUAUUGGUUUAGUCAAGUCUUCAGGGAUCUUGUUCAUUGCCUUUCAAGAACGUUUCGAAUCUUCUUCGUCAUUAACGUCACUACUGUCAUCUGUGCAGAACUUUUCAUACAGCAUUACAGCACUAAUUGUGAUGACGGUUGGUGUAAAGUUAACAACAUGCAGAAACCUUGUCUUCAUUGGCUCACUUACAAACUGCCUUGGUUACGUGUUGUCGUCAAGGGCAACAAACAUAUACGUGGUGUUGUUCUCCUACGGCAUCUUAGGCGGUGUUGGAGGAGCCCUUACGCUGUGUACAUCGCUAACAAUGAUCAGUCUGUACUUUGACAAGAAGCGAGGAUUUGCAAACAGCUUGGCAGUUGGAGGAGGUUCUAUUGGUGGUCUCGUAUUUGCUCCUUUGCUAACUGUGCUGUUCCGUGAAUAUGGAUACCAGGGACUUAUGGUCAUUGCCGCGAUUGUGUUAAAUGGAUGCAUAAGCGCGGUCUUAUUCAGACCUCCCGAAUUUUACAAGGAAAAAAAUAAAAUGGCUCCUGAGAGUCGAACACUUAUGAAUGAUGAAAAUGCAGACACCACUUACAUUGAACAUUACAAAAAGCAUAAUGAAAAUGAAAAAUCUAAAUAUGUUUCGGACAACAAUUUUAGAGACUUUGAGUCAACACAUUGUGGAAAUAAACCAAUCAGUAAAGAUAAUGGACAUAUUCUCAAAUCCCCGCUACUUAUGCGAGCUCAAACUGACACAUACAGGGAAAGAAGUUACAGUGCAAAUAACGCGGAUACCAUCGCAAGAAACAAUUGCAAGAAGGUGCUUCGAGAUAUUGACAGACAAAAUAACUUGUCUCUUAAUUCAAGACGCAGAACGGUAUCUGAAAACGUAUCCAAUUUACAAAUUAAACAAAGGGAACACAUAUCGCCAUCUUUAACAGUAAUAGCAUGUGUCGAUUACAUGGCUGCUUCUGUUAUUAACCUAGCCGAGGAUAUCAAAGAGUUCGAAAAUGUUGCUGCAACUUCAAUGGGUGAGCCAAAUGACAGGUCUAAAGUUUUAACAUUUUUCAAAACUCUUAAAAACAUAUUUGAUCUCAGUUUGUUGAAAACGCCCGUGUUUAUUGCAUUUGAAAUUUCCGCAGUUCUGCAAUGUCCAGGUACAAUCCUAAGUACUUUAUUUAUCGCACCGUAUGCCAAGGAAUUAAACAUCAAUCCUGAACGCGUCGCCUUGCUUGUUACUAUAUAUAGCGCAGUGGAUCUCCUUUCAAGGAUCAUAAUAGCAUUCAUAUCUGACAACCGAUAUCUUCGAAGAUCUUCUAUCGUUGCCAUUUGUUCAAUGACUCUCGGAAUUUCUUCUCAUCUCCUUCGAUGGUAUACAACAUUUGAGAUUCUAGUUGCCUACACAGUGGUAUUAGGCCUGGUGGGCGGAGCCUACUUUUCCCUUUAUGCUGUUAUAAUAGUUGACUUUAUGUCACUGGACAAACUACAAAGCGCCCUUGGCUUCACUGCGCUUUUUCAAGGUUUUGCCAGCGCUUGUACUUUCUUUGUUGUAGGCUAUUUACGCGACACAACGGGAUCAUACACUGCAUCCUAUCACCUGUUGGGAACCAUGGUCAUGUGUGGAGGAGUUAUCAUGUUCUUCUUACCAAAGGUGCAAAACCGGGUUCAAAAGCGCGAUGGGCUUGCUAUUACUGUUGAAGAAGACCCCACUACCUAAUCCUGAAAUUGAUUGACAUAUUGUAUUAUUGCAUUUAUGUUUUGUUAUGAAACAUUAAAAAUCACGGUUUA
Messenger RNA from Mya arenaria, 2079 nucleotides. RefSeq names its product monocarboxylate transporter 12-like. The transcript is spliced from 5 exons. Bases 242 to 2008 code for a protein of 588 amino acids. Lineage: Eukaryota; Metazoa; Mollusca; Bivalvia; Myida; Myidae. Gene Ontology annotation, biological process: transmembrane transport; monocarboxylic acid transport. Gene Ontology annotation, molecular function: monocarboxylic acid transmembrane transporter activity. The record is from RefSeq and is a predicted model, not a curated record.